Molecule: messenger RNA, 1350 nt
Organism: Priceomyces carsonii
Lineage: Eukaryota; Fungi; Ascomycota; Pichiomycetes; Serinales; Debaryomycetaceae
Exons: 1
Coding region: 1-1350 (449 amino acids)
Source: RefSeq, a predicted model, not a curated record
AUGGCAGCGCCACCUCCUUUCCAAGUUGCUCUUUCAGAUGAGUAUGACCCAUCAAUACCUAGAAUAUUGCCACAUGAACAUGUGUUUUCUAUCCAAGUUGGCUACAAAAUGUUUAAGCUAAGCGGAGCCUCGUUAUCAUCAGAUGCUCCUUCUUAUUUCACAAACUUUUUCAGUCAUGAAAGAAAUGACAAGGUAUUGUUCAUAGAUAGAGAUCCUAGAACGUUUGGAAAAAUUUACAAUCAUCUUCAAGGGUAUGUAGUUGAAGUUGAUAACGAAUAUGAUUUUGUUCAUCUAUGGUCCGAUAGCUUUUAUUUCGGAUUAGAAAAUCUUCAAAAGUAUUUGCAGACUCAUUUCAUUUUUGCAUCAGUCGGCUCUAAAACAUUUAAAAUUGACAGGACUUUAAUCUCAGGUAAGGGUAAUUUUCCUAAUUUUUUUACAAUCAGCAAUGAUUCUAUCUUAGGUGAUAAUUUCAAAUUGAUCGAGGAAAAGAAACUCUUUAGACCACCUCCACAAAGGCCUAUCUGUGCUCCAAAUCGAUCUGCCAUACUCUUUGCUGAUGUACUUGAGCUAUUAACAGGCAACGACCUUAUUAUAAAGAAUGAUGAGCACAGAAGUCUCUUAUUGAGAGAAUGCAGAUAUUACAGGUUCUUAGAACUCGAGCAAAGGAUUAUUAAAAGUAGGAUUUAUAAUAACCCAUUUCAGGAAGGCAUUCAAGAGAUUAUAUUAAACCUUAAUGACUUACAAAGUAAGGGGAUCUUUAAUGCAUCAACUUCGAAGCUAUCUGAGCAGCCGAUACAGUACGCAAGGCCAUACCUAUUGAACGAGCCUAAAAGAAUAUUGGUUUUUCAAGUAGAUACAAUUGAACUGUCAAAGGGAUUCUCCCUGAUGAAAUUGAUUUUGAACAAAAAAGAGAAGAUGGCUCUAGUAAAGCUUAAAGGUGACCUUUGUAUUAAAUUUAUGCAAGUCUUCAAAGCUUAUCAAGAGCAUUUCAGGGUUGAAAAUAGAGAAUCUAAAAAUCCUACUAUAACUUUAAUAACUGGCUUGGCAGAUUGUCAGGCUAUAAUAAAUGGAUUAGAAAUGAAAAAGGACUGGGUCGAAGAUAUUCUUUGUGGUCCCAAUUUGGUUGAUGUUACAUCUGAUGAAGGAUUUAAGCGAUUACAUGAGGAACAGCACUUUCCUAAAAAGAGAAAAUACUCCGAGGACUCACCUAGUGAGAUAAUUGAAUUCAUGUUAACUAAAUCUCUUUGGAAAUUAGUAAUGCGAGGAAAUAUGUCUAGGUUGCACUGCAUUUCUUUCGAUGCAAUUGCCGAUCAAAAAUCUUUUACCAAGAAAGUCAAAGAUUUUUUAUAA